ACACUCUGAAUGGGUUCGGAUUCUUGUGGUGUUUUCAUUGUUUUAGCUUUUUUUACUGCCUCGUCAUGACCAUUUUACCGAAGAAAAAGCAUUUAGAAUCCAAGAAGACUGAUACAAGUUCAAGCAACGACAACAGAACACGGAUACGCAAUAAUUCUUCUUGGACUUCAUCCGCUGGCGUUACCGAAAGAAAUCGCUCGACCGAAGAGUAUUCUGGCCAUGGCGAAGAGCUAUAUCUAGGAAAUAGUUUUGAGAGUAGAGAGGCAGCUGAUGUAGCUUCUAACACCUCGAAAAGAAGGCAUAGAAGUCCUCCGCAUCGCCACAAAUAUCAUGAAAGGCACAGCGAAGAAGCAGGAAAUAACAGUUCCGAUGAAUACGAGUGUGCCCAAACCGACCAACCUUUGUCGACCGAAGAGGUGGAGAGGCAGUUUGAGCAAGCUCUUAAAGAAAAGAAAGGUUUCAUUAUCAAGAAAAUGGCACAAGAUGGUGCUUGCUUAUUUCGGGCGGUCGCUGAACAUGUGUAUGGUGACCAAGAAUGGCACUCCGAGGUCAGAAAACACUGUAUGGACUACAUGUUCAAGAAUGAAGACUACUUCUCUCAGUACGUCACUGAAGACUUUAAAAGUUACAUCAAACGUAAACGAGAAAAUCAUUGCCAUGGAAACCAUAUUGAGAUGCAGGCCAUGUGUGAGAUGUACAACAGGACAAUUGAAGUUUAUCAGUAUAGUACAGAACCCAUAAAUAUUUUCCAUAGUUCUUACAAAACUGAUUAUGAACCAAUCCGCCUCAGUUACCACAAUGGUGUGCACUACAAUGCAGUUCUUAAUCCUAAUAAGCCAUCUGUAGGUGUAGGGCUUGGACUUUCUGGGUACAAACCAUGGGGCACCCUUGUAAGUGAUGCAUUCAAGCAGUCAGAGGAUUGGCAAAUUGAACAGCAAAUGUUAGCAGACAAACUUCGUUGCACUGACUGGGAAGCAACAAAUGAGGCCAUGGAAGAGGCAGUAGCCAGAGAAUCAUUUUUGGAAUUCCUCAGAGAAAGAGAAAAACGAUCAAGGGGAACUAGAACAUUGCCGUGCUCCAGUCCUACUGCAACAAGCAGCACAUCAACAUGCACCGAGUCAAAGCGGCCAACAUCCCCUCAUCACAGAGAACGAGAACGCGAGGCUGCUGAAAGUGCCCCUCCCAGCAAAUCUCCACGUCAUUCUCCUAGCUCUCCCAGGCAUGAGACUUUGGCGAGUGCUUCCUCAUCAGAAACAAAAACAUGCCCUCCAACAAGUAAUGCAACGAUGACAUGUACUGUUAGUAGCGUGAAACCAACUUACUAUGAUUCUAAGCCAGGAUGUUCUACUGAAUCAUCCAACCCACCUUCACCCCCUGGGGCGACUGGUGGUACUGAUGGUCCAAAUUAUCUAGACUUCUUACCUCCCAAUGGAUAUGGUUUUUCUAAAUGGGAAGAUGAAAGUAUUCUGGCAGCGGUCUUAGCUGAGUCUCAAAAAGAAUACUUUGACAAACUUAGAAAGGGUGCUGCAGGCAAAGACAAAAACAGUGACGAUGAUUACAAAUCAUAGCAGUUUUAUGAGAUGAUCCUCAGAGAGGAUCAAGAAAAAAAUCAGUUUAGAUUGUUUUGCAAUGAUUGUUAUUUUAGUGCAGUUAUAAUUGUUUGUAAAUUGGGUCCUGGUUAAAAAAAAAGGGUAAUUAAGAUUUUCAGUGUGGUACAUAUUUUCAAUUCAAGUGUGACACUUGAUUUAUGAUACAAAUUGAACUGUUUAAUGAAUUUGGUUUGCUUGGAAGGAACUUAAGAAGAUCCUCUGAAAUAAUUUUUCCUUUUAAAGUACUCUUUCUAGGCAAAAAAUUAGUGAUUAUGUUGUUAUGGCGUGAGUAUUGUGAUAAUCUUCUCACCUUUAAGUGAUUAUUCUAGAUUCGUUCAACUGAAAUUUUGCCUAAUUCCUUGUUUGUGGAGAGAAUUAGCAAUAUUUCAUUUUAUUAUCCACUGUAUGCAUUGUUUUAUUUUGCUGUUUCUUUAGUAUAGUCGGGCAUGGGACUUUUACUUGCAUGAAAUUCAUAAAUGACAGAUUUGCUUACAGUAUACAGUGACUCAUCUGAAGGAAAUUUCAACAUUUUUUUAAAGAGUUGUGAAAUGAUCAUUCUUUUGUUUUGGUUUUAAUUUUGUUAACAUAAAGGUAACAACUCUUUGUUAGAUGGUGGCAGUUCUUUUACCUCUAAAUUCUAAAGAUGUGAUGUGUAAUUCUCCCUUCCAGUUGCCAUAACUUUUUUUGUUACUCUGUAAGGAGAAUUUGGUGUCACAUAAAGAUGACCCCCUGCAGUUGAUAUGUGCAAGUUUAUCUUUUUCCAUCUACUGAUUUUAUGGAUAUUGUUUGAUUAUUGGAAGGAGAAUUUACCUGUCAAUCAGCUGGGGGAAAUUAGGGUUGACUUGAGGUGUGGAAGAAGAUAGAAGAGUGACAAAGACGUAAGGUAACAGGGGAGUGGGCCUACUGAUCCAGGUGUAGGGAGUGGAAGUGGGACGGGUCAGUAUCCUUAGUUGUUUUGUCAUGUGCGAUGCAUAGGAGUGUGCAGUUCCUGGCAAGGUUGUAACGGCUCUUUGUCAUCAGUGAUAGAGACUGUGUGAUUGUGACUCCCCCAAAAUUAACUUUCAAUGUGAAACUGCUUAUUUGGAUACUUUAACGAUGAGUUCGUGUAUGAGUAAACUUUUGGCUACACAUGAUAAAAACCUUUUUUUAUUUUUCAAAGAACCUUAUACUAUUUAAACACUUUGUGGAAAAUCUAUUGAUCACUUAUAAUAAUUCUGGUUUAAAAUGAAGUGAACUCUUGUAAUGUGUUUGUUACUCCUGACCUUUUAUCUGUGAUUCAGAAUGUGAUAAUAGUUCGGCUCGGUUUCAGGUGUAUAUACAAUGUAAAUGUAACAAAAUUAAUAUUCUUCAAAAAUGCAAUAACAUACAUGCUUCAAAUAAAGAACUUGGAACUGAAAUCA
This is a messenger RNA of Stylophora pistillata, 2989 nucleotides long. Its product is annotated as OTU domain-containing protein 5-A. Lineage: Eukaryota; Metazoa; Cnidaria; Anthozoa; Scleractinia; Pocilloporidae. Gene Ontology annotation, biological process: protein deubiquitination. Gene Ontology annotation, molecular function: cysteine-type deubiquitinase activity; K63-linked deubiquitinase activity. The record is from RefSeq and is a predicted model, not a curated record.